UCUGCUGAAGCCUUUUUUCGUGCCUCUACCUCCUCGGCCUGACUGUUCGCUAGCGGCCGUCUCUUCUCUAAACUUCAGACGCUUCAGGUUGAUGUUGGAGAGGCGGUGAGAGGGUUUCUACUGGAGUCUGCAGCUCUGUGAACGGAUUUCCUGCCUUUGUCUUGAACACCAGUUGUAGACCAGUGGAGUCAGUGUGGGACUCUGAGUUUCAUCCACCAUGGGGGACGUGAUUUCCAGUCACCUGGAUGAAGCCAAGCGGGAGAUUAUCACAGCUCGGACCAGGGAGGUGAUGGGGGAGUUUAGGCAUCUGUAUGAGCAGCAGUAUGCAGUGGCUCUCUUUAACAAAGUUCGCUUUGACAUAGAAGGAGGAGGUGGCCCUCAACCCCAGCUACUGCACCGUAAGAUUCCUCUGGAGAACAAGUCCAUCUUCUCUGGGUCACUCUUUCAGUACCUGGAGGAGAACAAGAAGUGGAGAAACCGCUUCCUUUUUGUUCCAGACUCCUACAACAUCAACUAUUAUGAAAACAAAGCGUCCCAUGACAGACGCCUCAAUCCCAAAGGAACCAUCAACUGUGCUGGUUACAAAGUGCUGACAUCUAUUGAGCAAUACCUGGAUCUGAUCAGCAACAGCCUGCCUGGUGUGAAAGCCAAGUCAGGAAGUUCACCCUUCCUAAAAUGUGCCACCCAGUUCCCUCUGAUCCUGUGGCACCCUUACGCCCGUCACUACUACUUCUGUGUGGUGACGGAGAAAGAGCAGCAGAAGUGGCACGCUGUCCUCCAGGACUGUGUCAGACACACUAAUGAUGGUUUGUCAGAAGAGAAUAAAGUCCAAACACCGGCCUUUACUGAUGCAGUACGACUCUACCGGCAAGCUCAAGGGCACUAUGGCACCUGGGAGAUGAUGUGCGGUGUACCAUCACAGAUCCUCUCUAACCUGGUGAUGGAGGGCCUCCUCCCUGUGCUGAGGGACCUCAUCUCCCCCCGUCUCAAAGGCAAACUACACGAGAGGCAGAGGAACUGGAUGCUGAUUAGUGAUGCGGUAUACAGCCUGGUGCAGGGGCAGUGCCAGGCCCAGUAUGAAGCGAUGCUGCAGAAGUGUGAGGCAGCCCGCUCGUCUCUAGAGGCCUCCAUACGAACGGACAUGGACCAGAUCAUCACCUCCAAGGAGCAUGUCACCAGCAAGAUCAAAGGUGUGGUUCUCCACAAGGCAGAGAAGCUGCUGAAGGUGAGCAUCCAGCCCUACAUCAGCUCCAUCCUGGACGCCCUGAUGGAGCCGACCAGCCGUGGCUUCUCUGAGGUCCGUGAUGUGUUCUUCAGAGAGUUGGUAGACAUGAGCAAGAACACCCUCAAUGACGGCACCAAGGAGGCUGUGGCACAGCACAUGGAAAAGAUCUCCAUGCUGGCCUUCCAUCCGGUGAAGAUGCAGAGCUGCUAUGAGAAGGUGGAGCAGCUGAGCCUGGAGGGUCUGCAGCAGAGGUUUGACGUCUCCAGCCCCUCAGUGUUCGUCCAGAGGGCCCAGAUUCUCAUGAGAGAGCAAAUGGACAAUGCAGUGUAUACGUUUGAGCAGAUCCUACACCAGAGUCUGGAGUCUCAGGGUACAGAGGAGCUCUGUAAGACCAUCCAGCGCUGCCAGGACAGAGUCAUUAAGAAAUUUGACUAUGACAGCAGCACAGUGAGGAAGCGUUUCUUUCGCGAGGCUCUCCUCCAGAUCUUCAUCCCCUACAUGCUGAAGCAGCUCAGCCCUUCCUGUGCCUCGGAGCUGCCGCGCUUCCAGGAGCUCAUCUUUGAGGACUUUUCCCGUUUCAUCCUGGUGGGGAACAUCUUUGAGGAGGUGGUGCUGCACUCUGUCAUGAAGGACAUCAUGAUGGCUGUGAAGGAGGCGGCAGUCCAGAGGAGGCACAACCUGUACAGGGACAGCAUUGUCCUGAGCAACAGCGACCCCAGCCUGCACCUACUGGGAGAAAACCCCUCCAUUGACUGGGCCGGGGAGUACGGAGGAGCCCAGGAGGAGGCGGAUGGUGCAGGCGAGGAUGCCGAGGGUGACGCUGAAGGUCAAGGUGGGGAGUCCUAUAAGAGGAGGAGGAUGAAGCAGGUGGUGUCCAUGAUUCAGGUGGAAGGCUCCCCAGUCCUGCCCAACGAGUCAUGCGUAGAGGUGCCCAGCGUCAACGAUAUCCCAGAAGAGAAUGGAGAGGAGGAGGACGAUGAUGACGACAACGACGAGGAGGAGGACGGAGAUGGGUAUGAAAACCCAGAUGGUAAAGCUUCUCCUGACCAGAAUGGAUCUGCAAGUCCCAAAUCUUUAGAGAACAGUCUAGACCUGUCAAACGGUUCCGUAUCGAAGGAGGAGGAAGCCAAAGCAGAGGAGCAGGGUAAAGAAGAAGCCCCUCUGAAGGUUGAAACUGCUGCAGAAAGUGCUUCUGACACAGAGGAGAAGGGAGGGGGAGAGGACGGCCAGCCGAUGGUGGAGACACAACCACUCUGCGACCAGGUGUCAGAGGAGGUGUUGCCACCACCACCACCUCCUUCUGAGGAAAUCCCAUCUGCGGCCACAGAAGUGGCUCCAGAAACCCCUCCAGAGGCUACAUCUGACUUCCCCCCACCUCCACAUGAUGACAGCGGCUUCCAGUCUCCCAUCAGCGAAGGGGCGGAGGCAGAGGAGGAGGAGGAGGAGGAGGCCUCCAGCACAGUGGCCCCACAGCCCACGGAGGAGCACCCUGAGGCGAGGGAGAAGAGUGUUGCCACGGCACCAGAAGCAGAGACCAAAACCAGUGACUCUGAGACCAAAGACCAGUGAUAAAAAGAUUUCCUCUUGUCGACCUAAACUGAAUCCUGCCUUUUUCUCUCUUUGUUUGUUUUGUUUUUUGACAAAGAUUGAACGAGCCUUCGUGCUGCUGUUUUACCCACAUCAGUCUUCAGCAGUUUCCACAUCGCUGUCAGGCCUCAGAAUCAGUCAGCAGAUUAUUUUCACUGAGCAGGGCUCAGGUGCUGUCAGCAUUUUUAUAAACAUUGUUUUCUCUGUAUGAUUUUCACAACUUUACAUCUGACAGACAAAUGCACACAGUUCCACAUCUUAUUUUCUUUUCACCUGGUAUAAAAGUGAGCACAGUGGACGACCUUCAGUUCCCGAUGGUGGGUAAUAAACAAGUUGAAGAACACCCCAGUUGAGGUGCCUUUGGUGUAAUACAUGUAAAUUGAUUUAGCUCUCAAAUCUUAUUACUGUGUGGCCAUCAAUAAACUUCAGCAAUUUGAUUUAUUUAUGAUAUUUGUUGGUGUAAAUGCAUUUUGUGCUAUUGGAAACUCACUUGUUUUUUUAUUGACCUAAUUGACCAACAGAAAAUACUUUCCAGAAUGUGGAAAAGUCUCUUUUUUUUCCAUCUCAAACAUUAUUACGUAACUCGUGGAUUGUACACAGUGAUGUCUCAAGACUUGAGGAUUUCGUUUUUCUUGGUGGGAAUAACACUAUUUUACGAGUUCAUCCCUUAAUAAAGAAAGUUUGUGUAUAUUGUGUAUAAAUACUUGUACGGACCAAUGAAUUACCAAACUGUCAUUUUACAUAAUUUUAUAUCACUUGAUCGGUGCUUGAGCUGAUCUCUCCACACCUGUUUUAUUUAUUAUUUUCAUUCUCUUUUUUGACCAGUGUACUUUUACAUUUAUUUUACUCUCAUGUGAUACAAGUGACUAUAAUUGAUAAUAAAUCAUUAUUGA
Chelmon rostratus (copperband butterflyfish) is the source of this 3705-nucleotide messenger RNA. RefSeq names its product niban apoptosis regulator 2b (gene niban2b). The transcript has 14 exons. The record is from RefSeq and is a predicted model, not a curated record. Lineage: Eukaryota; Metazoa; Chordata; Actinopteri; Chaetodontiformes; Chaetodontidae. Bases 218 to 2794 code for a protein of 858 amino acids.